CGUUAGUUGUGCGAAGUCUUUUGUGUGGAACAGAUCGUUGAAAAGUGUGUAAUAGAGAAAAAAAGUGUUGUCGAAUCCAAAUAUAUUUUGAACAAAUCUGUACAAGAUUUUUGUGAUUCUAUUAAAGAAGAAAUCAUGAACAAAGCAAUCAUUAUAGCUGCACUUGCGACACUGUUGCCUUUAGUGUGGUCACAAUGUUUAACUCGAAAUGACACAUCCAGACUUUCAGCCGAUAAACUAUAUUAUGGACAGCGCAAAUUUACCAUCAGCCUUUUAGAUGCACUUCAAAAAGCCCGUCCAAAUGAAAGUUUAUUCUUUUCACCGCACAGUACGUAUCGCGCAUUGCUCUUGGCUUACUUUGGUGCAAAAGGUGACACAGAACACUCAUUGAAAAACACAUUACAAUUGGACUGGGCGAAUAGCAAAGCCGAUGUCAGUCAUGCAUAUGAACUCGAAAAACAAGCAAGAGCCAACCGUGUUCAACACCAAACCGUUGAAUUCAAAUCAGUCGAUAAACUCUAUUUCUCCAAACAAGUCAAAGUGAAAGAAUGUAUCAAAAAAAUGUUCAAUGAAAAUAUUGAGACAUUGAAUUUUGCCACUGAACCAGAAGAAUCCCGUGAAAAAAUAAACAAAUUUGUUGAAGAUGUAACUAAAGCAAAUAUUAAAGAUCUUCUACCACCGGGUUCCAUUGGCACCGAUACAAAUGUUGUGCUGGCAAAUGCGGCCUUCUUCAAAGGAAACUGGGCAUCGAAAUUCGACAAAGAAGAUACACAAAAGAAAAUUUUCUAUGAACACAGCCGCAUGCCAGUCUAUGUUGAUAUGAUGAAACAACGAGGCUAUUUCAAUUAUGGUGUUAUUGAACAGCUUAAUACUGUUUUCUUGGAAAUGCCGUACAAAGGAGAGGAUGGAUCAAUUUCAAUGUACAUAUUUUUGCCGGUGUUCACAGUGAAUGCAAUUGAUGAAUUUUUGGAAAAAAUAACGCCCGAAAUUUUGGAUGAAGAAGUGUUCAGUGGUGGAUUACAACGUGAAGUUGAUGUUGAAUUCCCAAAAAUUUCGUUCGAACGAAAGUUUGAACUUGUGCCGAUUUUGAAAGAGAUGGGCGUUGGAAAUUUGUUCGAAGACAGUGCUGAUUUGAGUGAUUUUUCCGAAAAGCAAUCGAUUAAAUUCGACGAUGCUGUACAUCAAGCCAAAAUUGAAAUCGAUGAAGAGGGUUCGGUAGCUGCUGCAGCAACAGCAAUCUUUAGCUUUAGAUCAUCACGACCAACAGAACCGGCGCAAUUCAUAUGCAAUCAUCCAUUUAUGUUCCUUAUCCACGAUCAAAAAUCAAAAGAAGUGCUAUUUGCCGGUGUUUACCGUGGUCCAAACGAAUAAACAAUGUUGAACAAUGACAUUUCAUUCAAUAAUUUCGUUUAUUUCCCAUUUUUUUUUAAUGUGUAGCAUAUCCAAAUAUCAAAUUUAAUUUUUAAAUCGAUUGUUAAUUUAUAUGUAUACGUCGAGUUCUAUUUAUUUGUAAUAAACUGAAUGAAAAAUA
Molecule: messenger RNA, 1531 nt
Organism: Contarinia nasturtii (swede midge)
Lineage: Eukaryota; Metazoa; Arthropoda; Insecta; Diptera; Cecidomyiidae
Product: serine protease inhibitor 88Ea-like
Exons: 5
Coding region: 136-1371 (411 amino acids)
Molecular function (GO): serine-type endopeptidase inhibitor activity
Source: RefSeq, a predicted model, not a curated record